AGUAAAGGUUAAAGGUCAAUAUAUCUGUCUAACUAUAACGGAAGUGACGUCACACAACCAUUUAUGGAGUCGAUCAACGGCCAAAAUUAAUUUAUUAGAUUUAUCAUUUAUUUCUAAAUUUUGCUGGACGACAUUGACAGUGGGAUAUCGCAAUGGCCCAACACAGUUUAAGUCAAGAUUUUCAACGUAUAGCUAUUCAUGAACCAAGACAGCAUGGUGGUCAGGCACCCACAUAUAGAACAGGCCCCGCGCCAUUCAGGGCAUAUCAUGAUGGCAAAGAUGAUUUCCCUCCCCCGCCUCCCCCUUCCUCACAACCUUUCAUGGAGCACAAUUUCCCCCCUCCCCCACCAGAAUCCAAGGAGAAUAUCUACCAUGAGAUACGGGAUGAAGAUUUUCCUCCUCCUCCACCUACUGGAGCUGAGCCAAUGUAUACAAGGCCUGGUUACACACAGUACGGGAGCCCAAUGACGUCAUAUGAGAGCAGGCACGAGUCACAGACACUGGUUCAACCAUCCGGGAGAUAUGAACGUGAAGUGAAACAAGCAACAUACAGUAUUCAAAGCUCUGAUAGCAGUGGAAGGUCAUCUCCACGUUCAUCACCCUAUACAAGCCAGUAUGCCAACUUCUCAAACCUACAAAACACAUAUAACACAAGUUCUGCCCCGCAGACAUAUAGUACGUCAAACUAUGGCAGCUCGCAGGGGUAUAACUCAUCACCAUCAUACGGCCAGUAUUCAUCGAGCAACAUUAGAAGCAACAGUCCUUCUAGGUACUCGCCCAACUCUCCAAGACAGGCAGAAGAAUCUGGUGUUACAUACGCCCAGAUCGCCCCUAGAUCUGAAUCUGGUGUCACAUACGCCCAGAUCGCACCGAGAUCCGAUCGUCCGGUACCUGGACCACAAACACCCAUUCAGAUCAAGGUUGCUGAUUCAAAACAGCAGUCAUACCCUUCACCAAGUCAGUCGCAGUAUUCAAGGUCAUUGCAAGGGCAGCAACCAGUAUCGUCCGGAUAUUCACCGUCAUCAUUGUCUCCUAGAGGGGCCGACUCAAGGGGAGGUAACUCUAAAGAACAGGAAGUAGAUGCACUUACUCAGAUGUUAAUGCAAGGUCUAGAAGGGACAAAAGAUCCAGAUUUCUUUGGGAUAUGUGCCAAAUGUGGAAAGAAAGUUGUUGGAGAGUCUAACGGGUGUACAGCAAUGGACCAGGUCUUCCACAUAGCAUGUUUUGUCUGUGUAAGCUGUGGUACAUUACUAAGAGGGAAAUCUUUUUAUGCAAUGGAGAGAAAACCACAUUGUGAACCAUGUUAUAUGAAUACACUGGAGAGAUGUUCUAUUUGUUCAAAACCUAUUACAGACAGGUUAUUAAGGGCAACAGGAAAGCCGUAUCAUCCAGCAUGUUUUACAUGUGUAGUGUGUGGUAAAUCACUGGAUGGUGUACCAUUUACAGUAGAUGCUACCAACCAAAUACACUGUAUUGAAGACUUCCACAGGAAGUUUGCGCCGCGGUGCUGUGUCUGUUUAAAGCCUAUCAUGCCAGAGAAAGGUCAGGAAGAAACUGUUAGAGUGGUUGCCAUGGAUAGAAGUUUCCAUGUCAACUGUUACAGAUGUGAGGACUGUGGAGAUUUGUUGUCAUCAGAGGCUGAGGGGCGUGGCUGCUACCCCCUUGAUGAUCAUAUUUUAUGCAAAGCGUGCAAUGCAAAGAGAAUUAAUGCCCUUACUACAAAACUGUCUACAGAACUUUAAAUAUAUCUAGACUUGAACAAAUUUAUUGAUAGAUCUGCAAUAUUUAUAUCACAUUAAAUGCUUAUUUUGUUAUUUGUAUAAUUUUAUGUAUUUUAGUUGUUCAGCAAAGUAUGAAGUUAAUUUUAAAUACAAAAAAAGUCUGUUUACUGAAUUAAAGUGAAUUAAUUUAAUGUGCGUUCUGUAUUUUACAAAAUCAUUGUUUGAACUUUUGAAAAGAAAUACUUCUGAAAUACUUUUAUGAAAAAAAUAAGAGCAUACUGCGACUGUUUACUAAAUCGUUGCUUCACAGUUAAAACCCCUUCUUAAAAUAACAGCAUAUCUUGUUGUGGAACAUUUUAUUCUGUGUGUGAAAUAACAGAGA
Messenger RNA from Ruditapes philippinarum (Manila clam), 2103 nucleotides. RefSeq names its product lipoma-preferred partner-like. Gene Ontology annotation, cellular component: focal adhesion; stress fiber. NCBI's taxonomy places the organism in Eukaryota, Metazoa, Mollusca, Bivalvia, Venerida, Veneridae. The record is from RefSeq and is a predicted model, not a curated record. The coding region runs from base 153 to 1742 and encodes 529 amino acids. Gene Ontology annotation, biological process: cell-cell adhesion. The transcript has 11 exons.